Molecule: messenger RNA, 2118 nt
Organism: Trichosurus vulpecula (common brushtail)
Lineage: Eukaryota; Metazoa; Chordata; Mammalia; Diprotodontia; Phalangeridae
Gene: RBBP8NL
Product: RBBP8 N-terminal like
Exons: 13
Coding region: 1-2118 (705 amino acids)
Biological process (GO): double-strand break repair via homologous recombination; DNA double-strand break processing involved in repair via single-strand annealing
Cellular component (GO): site of double-strand break
Molecular function (GO): damaged DNA binding; Y-form DNA binding; double-strand/single-strand DNA junction binding
Source: RefSeq, a predicted model, not a curated record
AUGGACAAUUUCACCGAAUGUUUGAACAAGCUGAAGGACAUCCAUGAGAAAGAAGUCCUUGGGCUGCAGAAUAAAUUGUUGGAGCUUAACACAGAGAAGUGCCGGGAUGCCCAGAGGAUUGAAGAGCUAUUUGCCAAAAACCACCAGCUCCGGGAACAGCAGAAAGCCCUGAAGGAGAAUGUUAAGGUAUUAGAGAACAGGCUGAGGGCCGGCCUCUGUGACCGAUGCAUGGUGACUCAGGAGCUGGCCAAGAAGAAACAACAUGAAUAUGAGAAUUCCCAUCUUCAGAGCCUGCAGCAUAUCUUCAUCCUCACUAAUGAAAUGAACGGGCUAAAGGAAGAAAACAAAGCUCUGAAGGAAGAAUUGAAGAGACUUCGAAACCUGGAAGACAGAGCCAAGCACCACCGGGCUAUGUCCAGGGAAAGCAGCUCCAGUCCAGAUUCACCUGUGCCAUUACUUUCCCCUGGGGGACGGAAACCUAGCACUGAGAAACCACCACCAAGCAGGGAGAAAGAGGAGGAUUAUCUUCCCCACACUCCCCUAGGAGAAGAAAAGUCAACAGGAUACCAGACUUCUCCAAUCCCUAAAAUCCCUCCUGGUGCAAACCUGCAGGAGCAGCGAGUUCUGGACAUGAAUCCCCAGCGGAUUUCUAAUCAGCUGCAUGGGACCAUUGCUGUGGUCAGACCAGGCUCCCGGGCUUGCCUCUCAGAGAAAAAUUCUUCUGAAGCAGCCACUCCACCUCCGCCAAGAAGCAGCCCUCCAUCCCCAUCCUAUGACCGAAGUCAUACCCUGGACAGCUACAUGAAAACGAACAAGCAGGAUUCCCGAGAGGCCGCCUCUUCCUAUGAAUCUCUGAAAUUGACAGCGCGCAGCGAGCACCUCUGUCUUCUCAACCGCCACUUGUCCCUGCAUCGCUUCGGCCUCCGGAGUAACUGCUCUUCGCCCCCCGGGGCCCAGAGCAUUUCGAGGAGCGGGCUAAAGGGCGGGGAGGGCGAUGAAGUCCGGAGCCGGCUGCAGGAAGACUGGGAGGACCGCCCGGCCUUCUUAGACCUGCCCGGAGCUAUAGUGUACAUGCGGGACCAGAGACUGGAGGGCACGCUCCAGUUCCUGGAGCAGAGGGAAAGACUCCAGUACCUCCUGGCCCAGCAGCAGCUUCGGGGGCUCCGAGUUCGGGUGGAGAGCACUAGAGAUCGAGAUACAGCCCCAGGGGAGCCGGAGGAGAAGCCGCCCUCUCCUCCUCACCAGACUGCAGACUCCGGGGGAAAAGAGACAAGGAAAGAAGAGAAGCAUCCGCCCAGGCAGUCUUGUGCAGAGCCCGUGAGACCUCUGCUCCUAGUGGGGAGCGACUGCUCAGAGCCAAGGGAGAAGGAGGAAACGAGCCGGAAUUAUGCCCUGGACAAGCCCCUAGACCUCUCCGACUAUGGCCGGUGUAGGGAAGCCCCUAGACUCCCCGAUUGGCUCAAGUCGCCUAGUCCCCCCGAGACUCGCAGCCCAAGUCCAAGGUUGGGGGAAAGAUCUUCGGCACAGAGAGGCAAAGGGACUCACUCCCUUCUAGUUCCAGAGACCAUAAGCAAAUUCCCAGCCACCAACCCUGCAGAUGUUCAUAGAGAGGCAGAUCGAGUCUGCAGCCAGGAGAGAGAUGAACCCCCUGCUACUUUGGAGCAAAUGCUGUCCCCACAAGGUCAUCAUCUCAGCAAGCUCGCUUCAGAUGAGGCUGAACAUGAACCAGGAAUCAGGCUGAGGUUGUCUCUCCGGAAACAAGAAGCAGAUGGUCAACCAGACACCAACCACGCUGAGUCCUCGAAGCCAGAGUCUGAUGAGCUGGAUACCUCGGACAGUGAGGUGGCUCCUAAUUGUGACCCAGGAAACAACCAAGAAACCCAGGGAGAAGACCUAAGGUAUUUUUGUGUGAAGGAUAAAAUACAGGGAUUGCCCAAGAAACGGAAACGGGGACAAGAUCUGUGGAGUAAAGUAUCUAAGAAGUCCCCAAGAGGAAGAAGGAGAGUGAAAGGAGUCUCUGUCCAGAUUGAAGAAGAGGAAAUCCCAAAGGAAGAAGAUAAUUCCAGUUCUUCUUCAAGCAAUGGGGCCUCAGAGGAGACAACCAUGAGUGGGCCAUGA